AUGAUUUCUGCAAAGGUUUUGUUAGCCGUUGGCCUUGUUGCCGUGGCUGCGGGUCCUUGUAAGCCUGUUACAACUUCGCUGGCUGUGAGCUCGGGUACGAGUGGUGUUGUUGAUUCUACCACUUUGGUCGGAAGCACUGAGUCUACUGCUGUGUCAGUCACCGAAACUGAGACUGGGACCGCCACGACAGCUACGUUGACCUCCGAUCUAACGACUCUCUUGACUGCGACCAGCGACUUGACUACCCUUACUACCGAAGCAGCCACGUCAACCGCCGAAGAAGCUACCACCACCAAAGAAGCUACCACCACCGAAGAAGCGACAAGCACAGAAGCAGCUACAACCACGACCGCCGAGCUACCCGGCUCAACCCAAUUCAACAUCUACCCCAACCAAGGCGUCCCCGCCACCGGCCCCCUCAAAGUACGAACUUCCCCGGGUGGCAAACUCUACUUCAACAACCCCAACGAUAACUACGUUACUGGUACAUUCGUCCUCAACGGCCACGGCAAGCUCAUUAACGGAAACCAACUCCUGUGCGCAUUCUUCGGGAGGGGCGAGCAGUAUGCGGACAUUAUUGCAUGCUCGCCUGAGGACGAGACCGAUCUUCGCUACUCACCCCUCGACUGUGAGCUCGGCGCUUCAGGGCAGAUUAGUUGUCAGGCCCAGGGCAAAUUCUGCUACUACAGUCCGAGGCUUUCGUGUGGUGCGAGGGGUGUUUAUCCUUAUUUUUAUAUUGAGAGUGCUGGGGCUUCUGGGUACGGGCUUGUUCUGGGACCGAAUGGACUCAAUCUCACGCCGGUUCAGCUUGCGGCUCAACCUCAGCCGACUGAGCCUUAG
Messenger RNA from Fusarium subglutinans, 840 nucleotides. RefSeq lists its product as uncharacterized. Bases 1 to 840 code for a protein of 279 amino acids. The record is from RefSeq and is a predicted model, not a curated record. The transcript is spliced from 2 exons. Lineage: Eukaryota; Fungi; Ascomycota; Sordariomycetes; Hypocreales; Nectriaceae.